Messenger RNA from Colletotrichum spaethianum, 828 nucleotides. Its product is annotated as basic leucine zipper (bZIP) transcription factor atfB. NCBI's taxonomy places the organism in Eukaryota, Fungi, Ascomycota, Sordariomycetes, Glomerellales, Glomerellaceae. The record is from RefSeq and is a predicted model, not a curated record. Gene Ontology annotation, molecular function: DNA-binding transcription factor activity, RNA polymerase II-specific; RNA polymerase II cis-regulatory region sequence-specific DNA binding. Gene Ontology annotation, biological process: regulation of transcription by RNA polymerase II. The transcript has 2 exons. The coding region runs from base 1 to 828 and encodes 275 amino acids.
AUGGCUGAGGUACGGCACAUGCCCCUGUCUCUUUAUGCCACACCGCCAGAGCAGACGCCCUUCUUGUCGCCUACCAACGAAUAUCAUCUCUGUCAGCAGUGGCCUAGGUGGGACUACCAAAUAUCUGAGCCAGUGUUCUCCCCGGGCAACUCUGCAGGAUCAAUGAGCUCCAUGCAAUGGGAGGCAGAACAACAGAGUCAUCCGUCGUUCGAGGCGACCAGAUCGGCUGCAGAUUAUCCAACUGCCAGCUGGGCGUCGCAGCCUGAGAACUGGUCUCCGUACCACCACCAGCAGCAGCAGCACAUUCAGCCGCCGCAAGCUACCACAACGAAGAAGAAACCAACCAAGCCUGGCAGAAAACCAGCGGAACCGCGUCUCUUGCCGACGGCCCAGCACCGCUCCAAGAAGGCGCGAGUCGGAGCCGGCAGCGAACCCUCGCCCGCCAACUCCUUGUCGUAUGACGAGAACGGGGAAGGAGCAGACGAGGACGACGAGGGCGAAGACAGCGACGCAUCGCUGGCACCGCCAGGGCGGGACAGGAAGAAGACAUAUCGCGUCAAGAAUCGAGCGGCUGCCAAGCGUUGCCGUGAGAAGACGAAGCAAUACGAGAUCGAUCUGGCCAACAAGGAAAAACAAGUCACACAGGAGCGCAUGUACCUAGACGCCUGUGUGACGGCACUCAAGAACGAGGUGCUUACCCUGAAGAACCAGAUUCUCCAGCAUGGCAGCUGCGACUGCGAAAUGAUCCAGGGAUAUAUUGCCAGGACUGCUAGCACUGUCAGCGUUGCAGGGCACGACGCCUCUGCGAAGCCGCGCUCAUCUGUAUGA